This is a messenger RNA of Elaeis guineensis (African oil palm), 1862 nucleotides long. Its product is annotated as calmodulin-binding receptor-like cytoplasmic kinase 2. Gene Ontology annotation, molecular function: ATP binding; protein kinase activity. The record is from RefSeq and is a predicted model, not a curated record. NCBI's taxonomy places the organism in Eukaryota, Viridiplantae, Streptophyta, Magnoliopsida, Arecales, Arecaceae. Gene Ontology annotation, biological process: protein phosphorylation.
UGCCGGAGCGCCAGUUAGCAUAGACCACAGCUAAGAAAGCAUCUAAGCGGCGCACGUUAAAUAACCCGAGAUAUUCCCCGAGCGCAUGUUCUGACCGCCAACCGCGUCGUCCUCCCCGCGGCUUCGGAUGAUGCGGAGCCCCGCGCCGGCGUCCGGCGGCCGGAAAUCCAGCGCCUCCAGCCGGAACCCUAGCACCACCAGUCGGAACCCUAGCAGCACGAGCCGGAAGUCCCAGGACGGCUGGGACAGCUCUCGGAGCUCCACCUCCUCGGUUUCUUCAUCAGGCGGCAGCAAGUCGUCGUCCUCGUCCGGCAGGAACCCGGUCAAGAUCGCAGCCUGGGCGUUCGGGUCCUGCUUCGUCCCGCCGGUGGAGAGGUCGGAGAAGGGCGAUUUCUCGGAGGGCUUCAAGCCACCUUCUCUCACCCCAUCGCCUAGUGCAUAUGGAAGCUCUUGUGGAAGCUCUUGUGGAAGCUCCCGUGGAAGCUCUUAUGCUGCCGAGAAGAGGCGAUCGGGCAGAGGAAUAUAUAAUAGUAAUUCAGGAAAUACUUCACAGAAAGAGCCUGGAGGUACGAGAUUCACCAUGGUGGAGAUCCGGAAAGCGACUAGGAAUUUCUCCCCAGCUUUGGAGAUUGGACGUGGGGGCUCUGGGGUAGUCUAUAAAGGCCAACUAAAUGAUGGCACACUUGUUGCAGUUAAGCGUGCCAAAAAGAAUGUGCACGAUAACCGUCCAAGCAUGGAAUUCCAGAGUGAGAUUCAGACUUUGGCGCGUGUUGAGCAUUUGAAUCUGGUUAGGUUCUAUGGGUAUUUGGAAUAUGAGGACGAGAAGAUUAUUGUUGUUGAAUAUGUUCCUAAUGGAACUCUUCGAGAACAUCUUGACUGUCAACAUGGAAAACCUCUGGACCUUGCUGCACGGCUGGAUAUUGCAAUCGAUGUUGCUCAUGCUCUUACAUAUCUUCAUAUGUAUUCAGAUCAGCCUAUCAUUCAUAGAGAUAUCAAAUCCUCCAACAUUCUUAUAACGGAUAAUCUCCGUGCUAAGGUUGCUGAUUUUGGGUUUGCACGACUUGGUGUGGCUGAGUCUGGAGUUUCCCAUGUUUCAACCCAAGUAAAAGGGACUGCAGGCUAUUUAGAUCCAGAAUAUCUUAAAACUUAUCAACUCACAGAGAAGAGUGAUGUCUUCUCAUUUGGUGUUUUGCUGGUGGAAUUGCUAUCUGGGAGGCGCCCCAUAGAAGCACAAAGGGAUCUCAAGGAACGGGUUACAGCAAAAUGGGCAAUAAAGAAAUUUACGGAAGAGAAUGCAAUACAAAUAUUGGACCCAAAUCUAUCACCAAGCCCUGCUACCAAUCUGGCAGUGGAACAGAUACUUGAGCUCGUAUUCCAGUGCUUAGCUCCAGACAGACAGAGAAGACCCAGCAUGAGGAGGUGUGCAGAAAUCUUAUGGAGCAUACGUAAAGACUACAGAAAGUUGUCGUCUCUGGAUUCCUUCUCCCAAUCAUCCUAUCAAAGAAACAGUUCUCUUAUCCACAACAACAAAGAGAAGAGCUGACGAGGGGAAAUUUUAUGUUGUGGAAGAUCUAAUUUACUUUUGGAGAAGUUCAGAAUACCAAGUCUGGGAUCACUCAAAUGUGACAGUUGAUCAGAUGUUCUUGCUAUUUAGUGUUUGACAAGUGUCAAGAUGUUUUUUUUUUUUUGGAGGGGGCUGGGGGGAUUGUAUUCAUGGUACUUAGGCAAUUGUGUAUGCUUUUUGAGUAGGGAAGUAUGACAAUUCGAAUUCUGCUUGAUUUUUUUUCCUUUGUGAUCUGUUACUAUAAUGGAGGAGGUAUAUGGUGAAAACAAUAAAGCUGUAUAUUUUUUUUGUACAUCCA